UUUCCUCACUGUGGUCUAGCUAGCAAAUCUUCGUUCCGAAUCGCAAUAAUCUAGGGGAAUCGCUAACUCCAGGUAGCGUAGGUUCCGCGAUGCCACUUACCACGCCUUCGUCGCGCGAAAAUACCUCCCAGUUUUCUCGCGACGCAGCUACUCCUGGUUAUGAGGCGCCUUACAACGAACCCGCAGCAAAAGAACCGUCACCAGCUGGUGCGGGUACAGCUCCUCCCGAACGUGACGCGUUGCCGGUCCGCGUGAGAUUAUUUGUCGGCGGGCUGCCCGGGAACGUUUCCGAACAUGAAGUGCGAGGUAGAUUCGAGCCGUUCGGGCAGGUCAACGAAGUCAGCGUGAUUCUCGCCAAGUCGCACCAGCUGCUUCCAUCGUCCCAAUCCGCCGCAGCGGUGCCUCCCUCAUGGGAAACAAAUCCUGGCCGUCCAUCGCACGGGGCGAGCCGAGAUGCAGCCGAUCUACAGUGCAGCCACGUGGCAGUGUGUCGUGGCUUUGCAUACGUGGACAUGGUUCCCAAGUCCGCGAAGGCCCUGCACCAGUGCCUGUCGCUGUACAACGGGUGCAUGUGGAAGGGGGGGCGGCUGCGCGUGGAGGCAGCUAGAGAGAGCUUUAUCGAGAAGAACACGAAACAGCGAGAGGAGACGGAAAGAGGGGAGGAGAGGGAGGAGAGGGAGAGGACGGAGGCGGAGCAAAGCAGUGGUAACCAGGUUACGCAGGCUCCUGCGAGUGGGUGCCUGAGUCCGGAGGAAGUAGCGGCACUCAAAAAUCGCAAGCUGGAGCCUGUGAAUCUGGCCUGGCGUGGAGGGAAGAAGACCCGGCGCAUGCCGGCAGCAGGAGGGCCAGGGUGUGGAAAGCACAAGCGCAGCUUCCAGCGUCUUGCGGUCGAGCCUUCCCUUGCUGCUGUGCUCGCAAGUGCGGCUGCUGCCACCGCUGUUGCUGCUGCUGCAGAUGAUGCUGAUGCUGCUGGUGGCGCUGGUGCUGUUGCUGCUGCUGCUGCUGCUGCUGCUGCCUCUGCUGCUGCUGCUGCUGCUCGGAGGGGAGGGAGUGAGGGACUAGAAGGAAUGAGCAUGGAUGCGAUGAUGGGAAUCGGUGAAGGAGGAGCGAUGGCUGGUGGGCAUGCGGGUUUAGGGGAGGAGCAGGAGGAGGGGGAGGGAGAGGAGGGGGGGGAGGGGGGGUUGGAGAGAGAGAGGGAGAUGCAGAGGCGGCUGCUGCAGCGGUUCCUGAUGCUGGAAGGGGGAGGGGGGAAGGUGGAGGGGGGAAUGACGGUCAAGGGGAAGGAGAAGGAUGCGGAGGGGGGUGACAGGGGAGGGGGAGAGGGUGAUGUGGUGAUGAUAGAAGAGCAAGAUAGGGCGCAGAAAGACGAGGAGAAGGGGCAGGCAGAGGAAGAGGAAGAAGAGGAGGAAGAAGAGGAGGAGGAGGAUGGUCUGAAUGUGAACCUGACAUGGAGUGAGCCUACCAAAGACACCAAGAAAUCAUCUGGGAAGGCCGUGAGAGGUAGUGAUUCGAGUCCCAUGAUGCUUCCAGAAACGCCCGUGGGUGUGGCUGUCGGUGUGGCUGCUGGUGUAGCUGCUGGGGUGGUCGCUGGUACAGCAGCAGCUGCGAAAGCCGUUGAUGCAGGGCGAUCGCAGGGAAAGGCCGUUGAAGCAUUACCAGGGCAGAAAGGUGAAGCUUGCUCGGAGCUGGGGGAGGUGACAGCCGCUGGAAAGGAAAUACCUCAUGCGAGGAACAGGGGAGGUGCAGUGGAGGAUAAAAGAGGGGGGGAUGUGCUGGGAAAGGGUGUUAGUGAUGGGAGGGCGAAGGGGCAGGGGAAGGGAGAAGGGGCGGUGGGGGGGGUUUCUAAAUGGGAGAGGUUGUUUGCUGUUGCUUCGUGUGAUGUGGAGGAGGAGGAGGAAGAGGAGGAGGAGGAAGAGGAGGAAGAGGAGGAGGAAGAGGAGGAGGAAGUGGAGGAGGAGGAAGAGGAGGAGGAGGAUGAGGAAGAUGAGGUGGAAGAGUGGCAAAGGCCAAAGGUGGAAGGGAAAGAAGAGGAUGGGAGUUCCAUGGAGGAAGAAGGAGAAGACGGAAAUGGGGAUGGUCAUGAGGGAGUGCGAGAGGAGGACGAGGGCGAGGAUGGGGAAGAGGAUGGGGAAGAGGAUGGGGAGGAGGAUGGGGAGGAGGAAGAAAGAGUGGAUGAUGACGGGAGGGGUGGGAAGAGGGUGGAAGCAGUUGAGCAAGGAGCGGAGGGGGACAGGGGAGAAGAGAGGGAGGAGGAAGGAGGGGAAGAGGACAGAGAGGUAGGGGGCUGGAGGGAACGAGAGGGGGGAGAGGAGCGAGAUGGAGAGAAGGCGGAGGAGGGGGGUGAGAGUGAGGAGAGUGGAGAAGAGGUUGAUGAUGGGGCAGAAGAAGGUUUGGAGGAGGAGGAAACACAGGAAGAGGAGGGAGACGAAGGGCAGGCAGAGGAGGAAGAAGGGGAGGAGGACGAGGUGGAAGAGGGGGAGGAUGAGGAGGAGGAGGAGGAGGAGGAGGACGACGAGGACGAGGAGGAGGAGGAUGAGGAAGAGGAGGAUGAGGAGGAGGAUGAGGAGGAAGAGGAGGAGGAGGAGGAAGGAGGCGAGCAGGAGAAAUGCCAAAGGAAGGAGACAGCAGCACCGUCGUGGGACAGCCUGUUUGCAUUGGCUGCUGGGGAAGGGGAUGCUGGCGUGCAAGGGGAUGGCGCUGGGAAGCGCAAGGAAGAUGGCAAGAACGCUAAGGAGGAGAGUCGAGCCGAGGGGGGAGGGGAGAAGGGGAGAGAGGGAAGGAGAGAGAAGAGGAAAGGCUCACUUGGGGAGCCGGAUGCUGGGGAGGAUGGAGGGAAGCGGCAGAAGAGGGAAGAUUCAGAAUCACCAAGUGAUGAUGAUGAUGGAGGUGGUGGUGGUGGCAGCUCUGCUGCUGCCGCUGCUAGUAGCGGUGGUGGCAGGGCUACUGCUGCUGGAACUUCGACCGUCACUGCAGCUGCUGCUGCUGCCGAACCGAGCGGGGGUCUAUCAGAGAGGGAGGAGCAAGCCGGCAGUGCAUGGGUGCAGAAAUUCACGUGGAAAUCCCUCACCAGUGCUGACGGCAAACUGGCCUUCUCACUUAAACCUCUGCUGAGGGAGAUAGGCGGGAAGGAGGGAGAAGGGAGGGAAGAAAUGAAGGGAGAGGUGAAGGGGGGUGAGGCAGGAAGGGACGAGGAAAGGGAAGGGGGGGAGACAAGGGAGAGGGAGGCGGAGGGAGGUGGGAGGAAGGAAGGGGGGUCAUUGUUUGGGGCGGAAAUAGCAGCGCCUGCAAGAGCUGGCUUGGGUGAUGGUGCUGCUGGUGGUGGGACUGGUGGUGUUGGUGCUGCUGGUGCUGGUGCUGGUGUUGGAAUUGCAGGGAGAGGGGAGGGUGGAGGGAGAGGUUGGAGAGGGGGAAGGGGUGGGAGAGAUUGGGGAGGAGGGAGGGGAGGUAGGUUCGGGAAGGGGUGGGGAGGAGGUGGAAGGGGAGGAGGGCUGGAAGGGAGUGGAGGAGAGAGGGAGGGGGGAGGUUCAUCUGGGGGAGGUUUACCUGGUCUGUUGGCGUUGGAGGAAGCCAAAGGUGCGGGGGAUAUUGAGAAGCUUCUGAUGGAGAUGGGAGGAAGCUUCCUCAAAUCUGAGGCAGAGGAGGGGAAGUGGAAUCGCAAGAAGAGUGAGCUGCGGCUCGAGCUGAAACGACAGCAGAAGUUUGCUCUGCGGAAGCUGAUGAAAUAGAAGAGUCUAGUAUACAAUUUGCUUUCCUGCAAUAGACUCUGCAAUGUGGUACAACAUUCCAGUGCCUUUUUAACAUGCUGCUCAGUUCAGUUUAUUCUCCCCUCCCUCAAGCAAUGGAAGUAUUUGGGCCAU
Closterium sp. NIES-67 is the source of this 3857-nucleotide messenger RNA. NCBI's taxonomy places the organism in Eukaryota, Viridiplantae, Streptophyta, Zygnematophyceae, Desmidiales, Closteriaceae. The record is from the annotation of a GenBank genome assembly.